Messenger RNA from Poecile atricapillus (Black-capped chickadee), 2399 nucleotides. It is a transcript of the gene SNX21, whose product is annotated as sorting nexin family member 21. Bases 760 to 1980 code for a protein of 406 amino acids. Lineage: Eukaryota; Metazoa; Chordata; Aves; Passeriformes; Paridae. Gene Ontology annotation, cellular component: early endosome membrane. The transcript is spliced from 2 exons. Gene Ontology annotation, biological process: protein transport. Gene Ontology annotation, molecular function: phosphatidylinositol phosphate binding; protein binding. The record is from RefSeq and is a predicted model, not a curated record.
UGGCUGGGCAAGUGCCGAAAGCACAGCCUGGCUACGGGGUGCAUGGUGAGGCUGACUGAGGCCAGGGUGGCAGGAUGCCAGGGUGGUCUGGGGGACAUCCCAGUGGGAUUGGACGCCUGUGUCUGGGGUACCAGGAUACAGGUGUGUUGGGGAACCUGUCAGGGCACAACGGUGCCAGGGUAUUGGGGUAUCAAGUCCCUGGGACACCACAGCGCCGAGCACGGGAGUUCCUGCGGCCCCAGGGCAGAUACCUGAGGCUCGGGCCGACCAGGACAUCCCGGACAGGGGACAGAGGAACCGAGACCGGGAAGGGCGGGGUCGGUUCAUAGACAGGGGAUGCGGGCAGCGCCGGGCUGAGCCCUGACCCGAGAGUCCCGGACGGUGCUGCAGGGACCGAUCCCGAUCUCGGCCGUGUCGGGCAGUGCCGGGAGAGUCGAUCCCGAUGGUGCCGGACUGUGCCGCAGGCUCCUAUCCCGAUCCCGGCCGUGCCGGGCGGUGCCGGCUCCGCCGCUCCGAUCCGGGUUCCCGGCGGAGGCGGAGCCGCGCAGGGAGGAUCCCGGGACGAGCCGUGGCGGAGCGGCCAUCGCUCGGCACCACCCGGCUGAGCUCGGCCCGGCCCGGUGCAGCGCGAACGGACCGGGGCGGGGGCAGCACCGGGAGGGUGUCCCGGGGCCGGGCUGUCCCCGCGCGGGGCCGUGCCGCGGUGGGCAGCCCCCGGCCCCGCCGUGCCGCGGUGCCGGCCCGGACCCCCCGGCAGCGAUGGCCGCCCGCAUCCUGCACCGGCUGCGGCACGCGCUGGCGGGCGAGGGCGGCCGGGAGGAGCCGGCGGGCGGCGGCGGCGAAGCCGAGGAUUGCCCGGAGAGCUCGGAGCUGGAGGACGACACCGAGGGGCUGUCGACGCGCCUCAGCGGCACCCUGAGUUUCACCAGCCACGAAGACGAGGAGGAAGAGGAGGAGGGGGACGGAGCUAGCGAGGAGCUGGAGGAGCCGCCGCAGGCGCCGGGGACGGCAGCAGGCACGGAGGACGGAGGCAGGUGCUGGGGUGGUGAGCUGGGGGGACUUCAGGGACACUCGUGCGCUGGUGGCGUCCGGCAGCCCGACAGAUGUCAGAGCCCUGUCCCCACGGAGGGCACUGACCACCCCUCUCCCACAGAGUGGGUCUCUGCGGCGGAGCGUCCCGGCAGCAGCCUGCUGACCCGGCAGCUGCAGGAGCUGUGGCGGAGGUCGCGGGGCAGCGUGGCACCGCAGCGGCUGCUCUUCGAGGUCACCAGCGCCAGCGUGGUCAGCGAGCGCUCUUCCAAGUACGUGCUCUACACCAUCUACCUGAUCCGCUCUGGCCAGUUUGACAAGGCCCCUGCCACCAUCGCCCGGCGCUACUCAGAUUUUGAGCAGCUGAACCGCCGCCUGCGCUGCCGCUUCAGCUGCGACAUGGCCGGCGUUGCCUUCCCUAGGAAGAGACUGCGCCGGAACUUCACUGCUGAGACCAUUGCCAAGCGGAGCCGAGCCUUCGAACAGUUCUUGUCCCAUCUGCACUCCAUCGAUGAGAUCCGCCGCUCUCCUGAGUUCCUCGAGUUCUUCUUCCUACCGGACCUGCAGGCCGCACAGCGCCUGACCUGCACCGGCAUGUACCGCGAGGCCCUGGCCACCUGGGCCAAUGCCUACCGGCUGCAGGACCGGCUGGGGGUCUGCAGCUCUGGCCGCUUCCUGCUGACACUGGCUGGACUGGCCGUCUGCCACCAGGAGCUGGACCAGCUCAGUGAGGCCCAUGGCUACUGUGAGCAGGCGCUGCAGCUGCUGGAGGCCCAGGGCAGCCACCCACUCCUGGGACCCUUCCUGCAGGCCCACGUCCACCUGGCCUGGAAGGUGGGCAAGGACAAGCGGCGCUCGGAGGCCCGGCUGCAGGACCUGCGGGAAGCUGGGUUGCCCCUGCAGCAGCAACCUUCCCUGAAGGAAUGCCUGAUCAAGGAGCCUCUGGAAUAAGCCACCUGUGCCCACAUGGGUGAGAGGGCAAGGGCUGUGGGGGGCUCAUGCCUGUGGCAGCUGGGAACAGUAAGGGCAAUGCCGUGGGUGGCAAUGGGGCAGAGGAGCAGCACUGCAGUCCCACGGGCAGCACAGCCCAUGUCUGGAGCUGCCUCCUGAAUGCACUUUCUCUGUGGUUAGUCUGUCUUGCUGGGCUGGGGACUCAGGGGGGUCCACCACCCACAUGGGUGCUGCCAGAAGCUGCUCCCCCUCUCCUGGGGAUCCCGGAGUGGCUGAGACUUUAGCUGGGACGUACUGGCACCUUGCAAGGGAACGGGAAAGCUUCUGGCAGGGUCCAGGGCUCUUGCCGGGAACUUCCCAUGAAACUUACACAAUAGAAAGGACUUUAUUAAAUAAAGUCUUGGCAGGAAGAAGAGCAA